Emys orbicularis (European pond turtle) is the source of this 1713-nucleotide messenger RNA. RefSeq names its product glypican 5 (gene GPC5). The coding region runs from base 1 to 1713 and encodes 570 amino acids. The record is from RefSeq and is a predicted model, not a curated record. Gene Ontology annotation, biological process: regulation of protein localization to membrane; positive regulation of canonical Wnt signaling pathway; cell migration. Gene Ontology annotation, cellular component: cell surface; extracellular region; plasma membrane. The transcript has 8 exons. NCBI's taxonomy places the organism in Eukaryota, Metazoa, Chordata, Testudines, Emydidae.
AUGGGAAGGCAGAGCCUGCGCUCGGGCAUCCUCCUGUUGGCGGCUCUGGUGUCUCUAAAAGGCGAGAAGCUGCCAAACUGCGAGGACGUUCGGAAAGUUUUCCAGCUACGGCAGAUCGGCCCCGCCAAAGGGCUGCCGGAGACCCCGCGGACAGGGGCUGAUCGUCAAGUUUGUACAUCUAAAAAUCUAACGUGUUGUACCAAAAAGAUGGAGGAGAGAUACCAGAUUGUAGUAAAGCAGGAUAUACAACAAGUGCUUCAAACAUCAAGCUCUACUUUAAAGUUUUUAAUAUCUCAUAAUGCAGCUGCUUUUCAAGAAACCUUUGAAAUGCUUAUCAGACAGGCUGAGAAUUACACAAGCAUGUUUUUCUGCAACACAUACAGAAACAUGGCUGUCGAGGCUGCUACGGCUGUUCAAGAGUUUUUUACAGAUGUGGGACUCUUUGUAUUUGGCAUAGACAUUAGUAUUGAAGAACUGGUGAACAGAUUUUUUGACAUCCUGUUUCCAUUGGUCUAUAAUCAUCUGAUUAAUCCUGGUCUGACUGACAUUUCACUGGAAUAUUCAGAAUGCAUUCGAAUGUCACAAAGAGAUAUCAGUCCUUUUGGUAAUGUUCCAAAAAUAGUCAUGGGACAAAUGGGGAGAUCAUUGUUAUUCAGUCGUACUUUCUUGCAGGCCCUCAAUUUAGGGAUUGAAGUGAUCAAUACAACAGAUCAUUUGCAGUUCUCUAAAGACUGUAGCAGAGCCUUACUACGAAUGCAAUAUUGCCCCCACUGCCAAGGAAUGACUUUAAGUAAGCCAUGUAUGGGGUACUGCCUGAAUGUAAUUAGAGGCUGCUUGGCUAACAUGGCAGAAAUUGACCUUCACUGGCGGAGAUAUAUUCAGUCACUGGAAGAGUUAUCCAGUGCAAUGCAUGGGACAUAUGACAUUGAGCAUGUACUUCUGAACUUUCACUCACUUGUUAAUGAUGCUCUGACACAAGCUAGUAUCAAUGGACCAAAAGUAACUGAACAGGUAAACAAGAUAUGUGGUCAUCCUGUGAGAAAGACGACAUUGUCCCCAGGUUAUUCUGAUCAGAACAAAGAUAAUCAAGGGAUGAAGAUGUCCGCAAGAGACAAUGAAGAAACACUGGCCAACAGAAGAAAAGAAUUUAUGAAAAGUCUACGGCUGUACAAGACAUUCUAUGGAGGCCUGGCUGAUCAGCUGUGUAUCAAUGAGUUAGCAGCUGCUGAUGGGCUAGCAUGUUGGAAUGGUGAAGAUGUUGUAAAAAGCUAUACCCACCGUGUGGUUGGCAAUGGAGUCAAAGCUCAGUCUGUGAAUCCAGAAGUAAAAGUGAAAGGAACAGAUCCUGUAAUAAAUCAAAUUAUUGAUAAACUGAAACACAUUAUCCAGCGGUUGCAGGGCAAAUCAUUUCCUAAACAUGAGAAGUGGGGUCUACUACAAACGGGCAGUGGUGUAAGUAUGGAUGAACAAGUCAGUGGAGACUGUGAUGAUGAGGAUGGUUGUGGAGGAUCAGGAAGCGGGGAAGUGAAGAUAAUCCUGCAAAUUGCUGACUCAGGGAUGCCAGACAAGACAAACCUCAGUGACGUAAAGCAAAUCCAUCAAACAGACGGUGGCAGCACUUUAGACACAACUGGAGCAGGAUGUACAGGAAUGGGUGCUUAUAUGACAUUUACGCUGAUUAGUGUGGUAACAUUACUUCUCAGUCUUUGGUAA